Molecule: messenger RNA, 816 nt
Organism: Lactuca saligna
Lineage: Eukaryota; Viridiplantae; Streptophyta; Magnoliopsida; Asterales; Asteraceae
Source: the annotation of a GenBank genome assembly
AUGGGCCUUCUUGCUAGGGUAAAACAUAUUAUCGGAUUCAAUUGGAAGGUAUCAUGUGUUGGGUUAAUACAAUGCAAAUCAGAAAUAUCAAAAUCAUGUAUUUUUAUUAAGGGUGAAUUGGUAAAAUCACAUGGCCCAAAUAUACUUCCUCCCCAAAUCAGAGAUAUCCUGAUCAAACCUUUACCUGUCGCCGAUCACAUCUCUCCCUCUCUCAACCUGUCGUCGUUGCUCAGUGUCCCCAUCACACCAGUCGUUUUUGCUCACAACGGUUUGCUUUUAAAAGAAGCCAGUAGAAAGGGUGUGUUUGUGGAGGUGAAAACACUUGAAGGAGAUACUUUGUUGAACUCCUUAUAUGUUCCUGUUCUAAGACAAAUUGAGUCCAUAAAUUCUCAGAAUCUCAAUUUUCAAGCAACAAAAGAUGGCAACAACAAUAUUAGGAACCCAAAGUUCCUGAAAGUGCAGUUUACUUCAUUGAAGAUGGGGAGAAGGUUCUUGUUGUUUGAAGCAACAACAACACGAAUGAAGAAAGAAAAAGGUGUCUUUGUACUUGUGGGUUUCACUCCACUCCACUCCAGUUUCAUAUCCUUUUGGCAUCAUGUGACAACUUGGAAAGAGAAAAAAAACAACCAUACUAAUGUUGGAUUUGAUGGUUCUCAAAAGGUUUUGCCAUUUUGGUUGAGCAUAUGCGGCUAUUUGUGUGUACAUGGCGGUUCGAAUUUAAAUUGUUGAUUGUAAUAUAUCUAUAACAUUGAUGUAACUAUUAAAUUUAUAUUUACGACAUUUUUAUAUAUUUUUAUGAAUAUUAUAAUUGAAAAU